This is a messenger RNA of Helianthus annuus (common sunflower), 2154 nucleotides long. Its product is annotated as protein FAR1-RELATED SEQUENCE 5-like. The record is from RefSeq and is a predicted model, not a curated record. The transcript has 4 exons. Gene Ontology annotation, biological process: regulation of DNA-templated transcription. Bases 1 to 2154 code for a protein of 717 amino acids. Gene Ontology annotation, molecular function: zinc ion binding. Lineage: Eukaryota; Viridiplantae; Streptophyta; Magnoliopsida; Asterales; Asteraceae.
AUGUAUGAACUCUAUGCGCUCGAAGCAGGUUUUUCUGUAAAAAAAGGUCAAACUAAAGUCUGGAAUGGAAUCCCCACACACAAGUAUCUCCGAUGCUCAAAAUAUGGGAAACCCCAACCAAAGCGGACUUUUGACACCCUAGAUGAAUCUUCUGUUAAGCACCGGAGGACCACCUUCUCAUGGUGUGACUGUAAGGCAAGCAUACUAGUAUCGAUAUCGAACGAUUCAUACACAGUCCUAACUUUCAAUGAUAUUCAUAAUCAUGAACUUGUUGAGAGUUACAACCGUGAUCUUAGUAAGAUAUCACGGAAACUGUCAUUCUCCACGAAACAAUUCAUUCAUAACAUGAGUCUAAACCGCAUUGGACCAAUGAGGUCUUAUAGAUGCCUUGUAGCUUUAAAAGGAGGGCAUCACAAUGUCAAUGGGACACCGGUCGAUUUUAAAAACUUUAGCCACCAGCUGCGAAUUUUUAUUGGUGAACGCGACGCACAAGUUUUCCUAGAACGCUUGCGUGAGCGUUAUGACAACCUACCCAACUUCUUUUUUGAUUACACCGUAUCAAACGGAAAGUUGUCCUCUGUAUUCUGGGCUGAUGAGAUUUCAAAGCUUAACUACAAAGCUUUUGGCGAUGUCCUAGCGUUUGAUGCAACUUACAGCACAAACAGGUACAAGAUGGUUUUUGUGCCAUUCACGGGUGUGGAUCAUCAUUUCCAAUGUGUUACAUUUGGAGCUGGUUUGAUAUCAACUGAGUCAAUUGAAUCUUACGUGUGGUUGCUUAAGGCUUUCUUGAAGGCACACGGUACUCAACCAACUCUCGUGCUGAGUGAUCAAGACCCAUCCAUGCUACAAGCUGUUCCUAUGGUCUUUACAGAAUCACGUCACCGUCUAUGCAUGUGGCAUAUAAUGAAAAAACUACCAUCCAAGAUCUCAGCCGACGUGCUCGAUAACACUGAUCUUCGGUCCUGCAUUCAUCGGUUGGUUUGGAAUGUUUAUAUCAAACCUGAAACGUUUGAGUCCCGCUGGAAUGACCUCCUACAAACAUUUGGGCUUCAAGAGCACAGCUGGUUAAACGACAUGUACAACAUGAGACAUCUCUGGGUUCCAGCCUACUUUAGAGAACUGCCCAUGUGUUGCUUGAUGAAGACCACCUCCCGAUGCGAAAGCUCUAAUGCUGCCUUCAAGGUUAACUCAACAAGCGCAAACACGCUUGUACAAUUUAUGAUGUGCUUUGAAAAUAGGGUAGACAGCCAACGAUAUCGUCAACGUGUUUCGGAGUUCAAAACCUCUUCUACCAUGUUCUCUGGCAAUACUGAGUUAGCGAUAGAGCAACACGCGUUCGCCAUUUACACAAACGCUGUUUUCGCCCAAGUGCAAAAAGAAAUAAUUAAAGGUAAGUUUUUAUGCUACAUCACAAACCAAAGCGAGACGAGCGAUUCCAGUCUUCUGAUAGACGUCACUCAUUUGGAUAAAAGGAACAACAUCACAAAUGUCUAUCAGGUUACGUACAACAAUGUCGAUCAAUCGGCCAAUUGCUCAUGCAGGAAUUUCACACGUAUCGGGUAUCUGUGUCGCCAUGUCUUUUGUGUCUAUCGCUUGAAAAAUGUUGAAAGGAUUCCACCACAAUACAUAAACGACAGGUGGCGCCGAGAUGCCCUCCCCAAACAUGUUUUUUCAAUUUCCAGUCGAUACGGAGUCAACCCACACGCACCGUCCAUUAUGCGGAAUGAAAUCCUCGACCUCGUUAUUGAAUGCGUAGAUGUUGCUAGAACCGAUGAGGAUGCGUUGGCAAAACUGGUUGACCAACUCAGGGAUUUCAAGAUCAAUAUUCUUUCCAGGCAACCCUUGGCAACAACUGAAAAUGAAUCAAAUGAGGCUCAAAUGGAAGAAAUAGUUGGGCAACCAAUCAACAUUCCAGUCCAAGUUGCUAAUCCAGAAGUUGCACGCAAUAAAGGAUGUGGUACUCAUACUCGCAUUUCUGGGCCCGGUGAGAAGGCCAAAGCAAAACCACCAAAACGUCCAAAGCAGCUUCGCUUAUGCAAGCGUUGUGGUCUGUAUGUCGACGACCACGACUCACGCAACUGCCUUAAGGUGGCUGCAAUGAAAGCAGCAAAGGCAGCUGCUGAACAACUAAGGCAGACUGCCACUGGCGACUGA